Nerophis lumbriciformis (worm pipefish) is the source of this 1327-nucleotide messenger RNA. It is a transcript of the gene tmx1, whose product is annotated as thioredoxin-related transmembrane protein 1. Gene Ontology annotation, molecular function: disulfide oxidoreductase activity. NCBI's taxonomy places the organism in Eukaryota, Metazoa, Chordata, Actinopteri, Syngnathiformes, Syngnathidae. The record is from RefSeq and is a predicted model, not a curated record. Gene Ontology annotation, cellular component: endomembrane system.
ACUAGCAAACAAGAGCAGGAAGCCAUCAUGUUUCCCUCCAGUCAGCGACAAAAACAUCGGCCGUCGUUGGGUUAUUUGCUUUUAGCCGCGUACCUUACGUCGGUGCCAGUGUCGGCCAAGCUGGACAGCCUCCGGGAAGUCACCGACGGCAACUGGGAGGACAUACUGACCGGGGAAUGGAUGAUUGAAUUCUACGCACCGUGGUGCCCCGCCUGCCAACAGCUGCAGUCGGUCUGGAAGGAGUUCGCGGACUGGGGGGACGACAUGGGGGUCAACAUAGCCAAAGUGGACGUGACGGAACAACCAGGUCUCAGCGGGAGAUUCAUCAUUACGUCACUUCCGACAAUUUACCACUGUAAAGAUGGUGUCUUCCGCAAGUACCAAGGCGCUCGCACCAAAGACGACUUCCUCAGCUACAUCGAUGCUCAAAAAUGGAAAGCGGUGGAGCCGAUCUCCUCCUGGUUCGGGCCCUCGUCUUUUCUAAUGAACUCGAUGUCUGCUCUCUUCAAGCUCUCCAUGUUCAUAAGGCGUUGCCAUAACUACAUGACGGAACAACUGGGGAUCCCCGUGUGGGGCUCGUACGUUAUCUUCGGCCUGGCCACGCUCUUCUCCGGCCUCGCUCUCGGACUGCUGCUGGUGUUCAUCGCCGACUUUGUCUUCCCUUCGCGGCGAUUCUCCUCUCCUGACUACUACCAGAAGAAGCAAACGCUGGAUCAAGCCCGGCUAAUCCAGCAACAGGAGGAGGAGCAAGAGGCAGACGGCGAGGAGGACGACGACGAAGAGGAGGAGUACGAGGACAGAGACCCGGACGGCGUGUGGAGGACGCGCAGGCGAAGGGGCUCCCCCGGGGCACGCAAAGGACACGCCUUGUCGGACGACACCCUGAGGAAGAGGGUGGUUCUCAGCCGCCAGGACAAGGAGGAGGAGGACGACGAAGAAGACGAGGAGGACUCGUAGAGCGGCGGCGCGGAGCGUCACGUGACCUGUGCUACUCGACGUGAAGUCGCCCGGAGUCGGGGGAGACUCGCUCUUUGCAAAAUUGUUUACAACGCCAGGCUUUUUGCCCUAUCGACCUUCCCCCCUAAGAUAAGGCGCCAUCUUUUUUAUCUUCUCUCUCCUCCCUCACUUCACACACUGGCCAGCAGGAGAACUACCGUGAUUUCCGGGCUACAGAGCGCACCGGUAUUGUAAGUCGCGUCCACCAAAUUUUAGAAGAUAUUAUUAUUUUUACAUAUUAGACGCACCGGACAAUGAGUCGCAGAUAUACAGUACAGGCCAAAAGUUUGGACACACCUUCUCAUUCAAUGCGUUUUCUUUAUUUUCAUGA